AUGGCUCGGCUCAGAGACUCACGCUCACCAACUCCAGCAGGAAGCCAGCAACCCUCCAGAAGACAUCGUAGAGAUGACGAUAGAAAGGAUCGAGAUCGAUUUCGGGAUCGGGAUCGCCGAGACUAUGGGCGCGACCUAAGACGCCGAAGUCGCUCUCGAAGCCCACACGAUCGUCGUAAUCGCGACCGGGACCGCGACCGGGAUAGAGACCAUGACUUCCGCCGCCGUGACCGUUCCGUAGACCGUCCCGUAGACCGUCGAGGUGAUGACCAUUAUCGAGGUGGAAGGGACCGCAGACGGUCGCGUGAUCGCCCCGUAGAUAGGGAGAGAGACCGCUCUACCGAACCUCGCCGGCGCAGAAGCCGCGACCGUGAUGGUGACAGGGAUCUCCGAACUAGGCGAGACGACUCCCGUGAUCGAGUCAGAGGACGACGCGAAGGUACUGCUGACUCUCAUCCGCGCAGUAGGCGAGGUGAUAGCCGCGAGCGAGGCCCGGCGCCCAGCGAUGCCGUUAAGGCGAAGCCAUCAGAUGUAGAAUCGAAACCAAAGCCUGCUCCCGCCCAGUCUGAUACCGAUAAAAAGGCUGAACGCCUUGCCAAGUUGGCAGCAUGGAAAAAGAAGCAAGAGGAGAAGGAGAAACAGAAAGAGCCGACUCCAGGUGGAACUCGGAAGCUUCUUGCUGAGAUGGACGAAAAGGCUAACACUGUACCCUCCAAUACAACACCUGUAGGAGCUUCUCCGACGCCAGUAUCGCCUGCUGACUCGCAGGUCCCUUCACCAGCAACCCCAUAUGCUGGUAAAUUUGAUCCCAAGGCUAUCGCUAAAAAGUCGGCUCCUAAAGCGCACUCUCCAGCCGCGCCUAAACUAGGUGCCGUUGCCGGUCAGCCACCGUCUAUAAGCCUCAGUUCAACCACACAAGUCUCAAGUGUGUCUGCUCUUCCGCAAAGCAGGGCUAAAACAAGUGGCUUCGGUUUCCACAAGCAAAAUGCAGAAACCGAGAAAGUUGCUCAAAAGCGGAAGUUGAUACUAGAUGAAGAAGAGACAUCAGACAGAAAACUUGCUAAGCUACCCUCCCUACCCCUCGACGACGUAGAUGAUACACCCUAUGAAAAUCAGGACGAAGAGGAUGACGAUGAUACUGUUCCUUUCGCCGGGGAUGAAGAGGAAGAGGCCGCUGCAGCCCGAGCAGCUCAAGAGAGACGAGAGGAACGUAUUGCGCAAGAGAAUGCGCAGCAGACGACGGAAAUGCAGGUUGACCAAGACGAGGAAGAAACAACUCCAGAAACGAAUGGUGCCGCUCAGACUACCCAGCCGGAUGAUGUCAUGGAAGUCGACGAGGAGGAUGUUGAUCCUCUAGACGCCUUCAUGAAUGAUCUUGAGACCAAGCCCGCUACUGAUCCACGUCCCAAAGCAAGCCUCAACCAGAGCAAAGAUUUGCAAGAGCCGGAAGCGUAUUUCAGCGACGAUGAGUAUGACUACCGGAAUGAGAAUGUGGACCCCGAUUCGUUCUUGGCUAUCGCGGCGAAAGCUCGCAAGAAGAAGGACAUCCCAUCUGUUGAUUACAGCAAGCUUGACUUACAACCUGUUCGAAAAAAUUUCUGGGUCGAACCAUCUGAGUUAUCAGAGAUGACCGAUGUCGAAUUAGCAGACCUGCGCAUUGAACUGGACGGGAUCAAGGUAUCUGGUAAGGACGUGCCGAAGCCUGUCCAAAAGUGGUCUCAAUGUGCUCUGUCGCGGAAAACGCUCGAUAUUGUUGAUAGCUUAGGAUACGAAAAGCCCACGCCGAUUCAGAUGCAAGCGUUUCCUACAAUCAUGUCUGGUCGAGACGUCAUUGGCGUUGCGAAGACCGGAUCGGGAAAAACUCUAGCUUUCUUAUUACCUAUGUUCAGGCACAUCAAGGAUCAACGACCCCUGAAGGAGAGCGAAGGUCCUAUUAGCUUGAUUAUGACUCCUACGCGUGAGUUAGCUACCCAAAUCUACCGAGACUGCAAACCAUUCCUUAAGUCAAUGAACCUUCGCGGAGUCUGCGCAUACGGUGGCGCGCCCAUCAAAGAUCACAUCGCCGAGUUGAAGAGAGGCGCAGAAAUUGUGGUUUGCACCCCAGGUCGUAUGAUUGAUCUGCUAGCAGCGAAUCAAGGUCGCGUGACUAACCUAAAGAGGGUUACGUAUGUCGUCCUUGACGAGGCAGACAGAAUGUUUGACAUGGGUUUCGAGCCCCAGGUAAUGAAGAUCUUCGCGAAUAUGCGACCAGACCGCCAGACAAUUCUCUUCUCGGCCACCAUGCCUCGUAUCAUGGAUGCGCUGGCUAAGAAGGUUCUGAACAAUCCUGUAGAAAUCACUGUAGGAGGGAAAAGCGUUGUCGCCCCUGAAAUCACCCAAGUUGUCGAGAUCCGAGAAGAAAAUACCAAAUUCGUUCGCCUACUUGAGCUCUUGGGCGUGCUUUACGACAGGGACGAGGAUGCUCGAGCGCUAAUAUUCGUGGAACGCCAGGAGAAGGCAGAUGACUUACUGAAGGAACUAUUGCGCAAAGGUUACCCUUGCAUGUCAAUUCACGGCGGGAAGGAUCAAAUCGACAGGGAUUCGACCAUUAUAGAUUUUAAAGCUGGAGUUAUUCCGGUCCUCAUCGCGACGUCCGUGGCAGCUCGUGGUCUCGAUGUUAAGCAACUAAAACUGGUCGUCAAUUACGACGCCCCGAACCAUCUCGAAGACUAUGUGCACCGUGCCGGCCGUACCGGGCGUGCGGGUAACAAAGGAACAGCAGUCACUUUUAUAACAAGAGACCAAGAAAACUGCGCGCCAGGAAUCGCGAAGGCUUUAGAGCAAAGUGGACAAGAAAUACCGCCGGAACUGGAUGAAAUGCGUAAAGCAUUUAGGGAUAAAGUCAAGUCUGGCAAAGCCAAAGAUCAAUCUGGCUUUGGCGGCAAGGGACUAGAGAGGCUUGAUCAGGAGAGAGAAGCAGCCCGGCUCAGAGAGCGGAAAUCCCAUCGGACAGAAGGCGAGGAGGAGGAAGAAAAGAAAGAGGAGAAAAAUGGCGAGGACAAGAAAGGCGAUAAGGCUCUGUCAGCCAUUCAGACAGCCUCUUCGGGUAUUAUCUCUCGCGAUGCUGCUGCUGCUGCUGCUCCGAAGAUUGAUCUCGAGCCGAAAUUUACUAUCCACAAGAGGGAAGAGCCUGCACCGUCCGCAAGCGCCAGCAAUCCCUUGGACAAGGUAUCUUCUGCGAUCAAUGCUAUCAAUGCUCGCUUAGGUCGCGCGGGCCAGCUAAGACCGGGUCAACCAAUCGACAACAAAGGCCCAGACGCAGGUGCAUUCCACGCAACUCUCGAAAUUAACGAUUUUCCACAGAAGGCCCGCUGGGCCGUCACCAAUAGAACCAAUGUCGCCAAAAUUCUUGAGGCGACUGGAACGUCUAUUACCAACAAAGGAACAUUUUAUCGGCCUGGUCAAGAGGUACCGCCUGAUGGUGAACCUAAGCUUUACAUUCUGGUAGAAGGUGAUACUGAGUUAAUGGUGGCUAACGCCAUGGCCGAGCUUACUCGCUUACUCAAGGAGGGUACUAUCGCCGCCGCCGAUGCGGAUAAUAGGGCCCCCAUUGGUGGUAGAUACACCGUCACUUAG
Molecule: messenger RNA, 3615 nt
Organism: Daldinia childiae
Lineage: Eukaryota; Fungi; Ascomycota; Sordariomycetes; Xylariales; Hypoxylaceae
Product: Pre-mRNA-processing ATP-dependent RNA helicase PRP5
Exons: 4
Coding region: 1-3615 (1204 amino acids)
Molecular function (GO): ATP binding; RNA binding; RNA helicase activity
Source: RefSeq, a predicted model, not a curated record